UUUUUUGUUUUUUUUUUAAUAUACACAGUUUUGUUGUUGAUCGAAAUCCUUUGGUGGUUUAUUGAUUUCCCCUUCCGUACGACAAUGAAAUGAUAAGCAGAUAGAUAAGUGAGAGUUGAACUAAGUAUACUUGGAAAACAAUUCACGUUAGUUCAGCCGUUCUCGCAAAAACUCAGAAUACAGGCGCAUACCUGUUGCUCCAUAUAAAACGAUCGAAAAGAACACAUACCAUCCGUCGAUAAUGCAACAACUGCAGCCUUAUCAAUUAUCACUCACCGCACACCGAUGUCGCUUGCAGUCACUUGUCUUCUUGCCGGCAUAAUAACUCGUUGCGCGAUUCUCAUUAAUAUACCCCCCCAGUCCAUCUUUAUUCAUAUACAAGCCUCAAAUCAGCCAGUUUCCACACGGCACCCAACCGACUACCGACAUCGUGAUUCAGCACAAGAAGCCUUAACUUUCCGUUUGAUUAGUCGUCGCCGAUAUCACACGCAGUCGCAAUCUAGCCGCCGAGCAGUUGCAUCUUCUUCCUCCCGGCAUCUUUGAUACGCAAAUUCAGAAAAAAUGACCAAGGCCGUGUGCGUUCUUCAGGGCGACUGCAAGGGAACCCUGUUCUUCGAGCAAGACGGCGAUGCGGUCAAGGUCACCGGCCAAGUGUCCGGCUUGAAACAGGGACUGCACGGAUUCCACAUUCACGAGUUUGGCGACAACACCAAUGGUUGCACCAGUGCCGGACCUCACUUCAAUCCCCUGGCUAAGGAGCACGGAGGCCCAACUGACUCUGUUCGUCACGUAGGCGACCUGGGUAAUGUUGAGGCUGACUCAGAUGGUGUUGCCAAAGUCAGCAUCACCGACAAACAGAUUCAGCUGCAGGGAGCGCACAACAUCAUUGGCAGAACUCUUGUGGUUCACGCUGACCCUGAUGACUUGGGAAAAGGUGGCCAUGAACUCUCCAAGACCACUGGCAAUGCAGGAGGCCGUUUGGCAUGCGGUGUAAUUGGCAUCACAAAGGCAUGAACUACUUACAGUAAAACGUGAAAAAUUACAAAGCUUUAGAUCUUCAUAUCUAACUACUUGAAGUAGUUGUUGUAUAAAUUAAUCAUUCCUCUUGUAACACAAUUUUUAUUAAGGAAAAAGUUGUACUAUUACUAUUACUUUAUAUUCUAAAGAUAUACAAAAUGUGUACCUAUACAUUUGGGUUCGUUAAUUCAUUUUGAUUAAAGAAUUGAGAAAAAACUCAA
This is a messenger RNA of Nasonia vitripennis (jewel wasp), 1238 nucleotides long. It is a transcript of the gene Sod1, whose product is annotated as superoxide dismutase [Cu-Zn]. Lineage: Eukaryota; Metazoa; Arthropoda; Insecta; Hymenoptera; Pteromalidae. The record is from RefSeq and is a predicted model, not a curated record. Bases 562 to 1014 code for a protein of 150 amino acids. The transcript has 4 exons. Gene Ontology annotation, molecular function: copper ion binding; superoxide dismutase activity. Gene Ontology annotation, biological process: removal of superoxide radicals.